CGGAAACACUUUCAGUUUCAAUUUCAAUUCAACCGGAUCUAUCUUCUUCUUCUUCACCAUGCUAUUUUCUACGGCUGAGCUUAACGGAGAAUCCCUGAAUCCGAUUACUGCGAUUCACAUUUUCCCGAUGACUUCCACUCUAAUCUCCUCAAACCUCUCUUCCUCUUUCUUCCCAACCCAAAAUAUCCACCGAAUUCGAAUCCCGACGACUUCAAUUCCCGGAAGUUUCAACAUUCGCGCACGCCGUUCAAAAAUCGUCGCCAAAUCUCUCGAUCUUCCUCUUCUUCCUUUUAGCAUGAGCGAGGUUCUUGUACCAACGGAGAGUAAAACUUUGCAUUUAUAUGAAGCUAGGUACUUAGCUUUACUCGAAGAGUCUAUGAAGAGAAAGAAGAAUAUGUUUGUUCAUUUCAUUCUAGAUCCUAUUUCGAUUAGUGAGACUGCAACAGAAGCUUCUUUUGCUGCUAGAUAUGGUUGCUUGGUACUUAUUGAAAACGUUGAGAGAUUGGAUGUUGGUGCACUUGUUUCGAUAAGAGGCGCGGGUCGUGUGAAGAUUUCGAGGUUUUUAGGGGCAGAUCCUUACUUGUCCGGAGAGGUCAGACCAAUACAGGAUCGUAUGAAUUAUGAGAGCAGCAAUGAAUUAACCUCAAAAAUCUCCCAGCUGAAGGAAUCUAUUAAAAAUCUUAACAGCUUGGAGAUCAAACUUAAGGCUCCAGCAGACUCGCCGCUACAAACUCGUCUCAUUAACUCUCUAAACUGGGCUGAAGAUGAGCCGCCGGUCGACUUUGACGAAUCAUUCGUACCUUCUCUCCAAGAACGUCUAUCAUUUUCAGCAUUUCAACCCAUCUCUGGUAAUUUCACAUAUUUUCACUAUCGUGUUUUUAUGUUUCAAGAAGAUUUUCAGGUUUCAGCUAUCAGAUUUUACAUCACAGUUCACAAAUCCAUUUUAUUCCUUUGGAAGUGUGCUGAUUUCUGUGAGUCCGAGAGAGUUAAUAGCGAAAAAUAGUCAGUUUUUCGGGUUUUCUUGGCUGCAGGAUCGACGAAGUCGGAACUAUCAAGGUUACAACAAGAGAAAAUAAAAGCAAUGGAUAUGAAAGAUACAAUAGAGAGAUUAGAACUCUCAAUGGGACUCAUAAAGGAGAACAUCUCCUCAAUUGCAGCCAAACUCGCUAUCCAAUCCUUGGAUAUUCGCUAACCACUAGACUAUACAAUUAGUCUAGUUGUAAAUCUUUGUAUUCUUGUAAAUCUUUGUAUUCGCAAAAUUAGUGGAUAUAAAUUACAGACAAGAAAGUGUAUAUGUUCUUUCAUAAAAUGUAAGAGCUAAAUAACAAGUCAAAUGAAAUUAUCAAAAUGCAACAAGAGUCAAUACAUAAAUG
Molecule: messenger RNA, 1373 nt
Organism: Arabidopsis thaliana (thale cress)
Lineage: Eukaryota; Viridiplantae; Streptophyta; Magnoliopsida; Brassicales; Brassicaceae
Product: ATP-dependent protease La (LON) domain protein
Exons: 6
Coding region: 59-1003 (314 amino acids)
Source: RefSeq, marked reviewed